AGGAAAGGAGGGAGUGCGUCAAAGGUUUGAGGCGGGGGUAACACUAACACCCAAAUAAAGCCCCGGGACGUCGUUCCCCUAGCGUUAAAUUGCUCUCAUUCUUAUUUCUUACCCGGUUGGCAGGAUAAGCCUUAAAUUUCUGGGAGCCCGUCCGUUCGCUUAUCCAAAAUGUCACUCGCCCCUCAUCUUCUUCAACUUCCCAUCUCCCAAUUCAAAUCCCUCAAUCUCACCUCCACCUUCCUCCAUGGCGCCUCCUCUCUACCCCAUCAUCUCUCCAACCCAACUUCAUCCUCUCCCUCUCCACGCGCCGCCGCCUUCGCUCCGGCAAUCCGAGCCAUGAGGUCGAUGCAAGGCCGCGUCGUCUGCACCGCCAACGACAAGACCGUCGCCGUCGAGGUCGUCCGCCUGGUGCCGCACCCCAAGUACCAGCGCAGGGUUCGGAAGAAGAAGAGGUUCCAGGCUCACGACCCUCUGAACCAGUUCAAAGUCGGUGACCUUGUUCAACUCGAGAAGAGCCGGCCCAUUAGCAAGACCAAGGCGUUCGUAGCCAUAGCUGCCCCUCCACGGAAUCAGUCCAAACGCAAGGAGGAAGACGAGUUCCAGGAGCUCGGGCUUCCACUAGAGUCCGAGGAGAUGUUGGCCUAGACCUCUGGCCUAUGAUGGAAUCCAAUGCUUGUACUCUAAGGUGUUCUACCAUUUGUCUGAGCCAAGGUUGUGAUAGUUAGGGUUGGGCAAUUGUGUGCAUAACAGAUGAUCAAGACGACUGCAACAGGCAUUAAGUUUAUACUCCGGUCUCAAUAUGAAAUGCUCACAAGAUUUCUCCAUCAAUAAUUACAUUUCUCACUUUUCACCCUGUUUUUAAUCUGUUAAAACCAAUUCAUGAAUCAUUUUAUGGGAGGGAUGAAGUGAUUAUUUUCAUCCGAUUGAUGCAAUCAU
This is a messenger RNA of Cuscuta campestris, 936 nucleotides long. Lineage: Eukaryota; Viridiplantae; Streptophyta; Magnoliopsida; Solanales; Convolvulaceae. The record is from the annotation of a GenBank genome assembly.